GUCCUCCGUCGUCUUAUCACCGACGAGAUCGCCAAGCAAGCGGCCAGUAUGUGGUUGCAGGCGACCAUUGGGGCGGCAGCGGCAACGGCGAUGUUCCCGGUAUGGAUAAUCAAAUACAUGACAGACUUGGAUAACACAUGGCUGGUUGUGCGGGAUCGAUCAUCAGUAGCAGGAGAGGUCUUGGCUUCCGCCAUAAUGGAUUCAAAUUGCGUGGGGAACCGUCCGGUCACCUUAGUCGGCAUCAGCAACGGUGCGCGCGUCAUAUUCAAAUGUUUAGAGAUUUUGUACAGCAAGGGGUACUUCAAUGUCGUUCAAAACGUUGUUCUGCUCGGCGCUCCGAUAGCCGUGACUUUCGACGCGCCUGCCGUAGGAUCUGACCAUAAAAAAUCAUGGCGCAGGGCGCGCGCUGUUGUAGCAGGAAGGUUCAUCAACGGCUACACUAGCAGUGAUUGGGUAUUAGGAUUCCUGUAUCGGUAUAUGGAAUGGGGAGUUAAAGUGGCGGGGCUGAGCGCUGCUCGGGGCAUCUCUGGUGUGGAGAAUAUAGACCUGGGAAAGUUGGUCGAACGGCACGACCACUACCCUGAAUAUUUCACCGAGAUCAUGGCGAAUCUGGACAUUCUCGAGUGA
Perkinsus marinus ATCC 50983 is the source of this 627-nucleotide messenger RNA. RefSeq lists its product as hypothetical. The transcript has 4 exons. NCBI's taxonomy places the organism in Eukaryota, Perkinsozoa, Perkinsida, Perkinsidae. The record is from RefSeq and is a predicted model, not a curated record. The annotation marks the transcript as partial.